UAAUUACCUACAAUAAGCACUAGUGUUCUCUGGUAAACAGAAACCAGCCAUACACAAUAAAUAAGACAAUCGGAGAAGAGCACGAGUACUCUGACUCUGGGCGGAGAUGAUCAACUUCUUGUAUUCUGCUGUUGCACAAUUUACUGUCUGUCAGGUGACUGAGUGGAAUACAUACGGAGUAUUUCAUAUUUUAGACUACUGAAACGUUUGUUUUACUAGAGCGAAGAAUGUUAGUCUCAUUUAGUAACAGCCUACGAGUAAUCGACAGAACUUGGAUUUGUUAAGAUAUUAAUUGUUCAUAAGAGGCUUACUCUAGAGCUCAGGGUAGUUUCACUUUCAGCAUUAAAUCAAUGAGAUUCUACGGAAGUGUGGGAAUAAUGCGUGUGACCUUGUCAGGCCUUAACUAGGGGGCCCCAUAAUUAGGAACCUUUUAAAGUGAUGGCUGUUGGACCCUGUAGCACAGAGAUUCAACAGCGUCGUGUGGAGCUGGUGGAGAACUGCAGCGAACACCUGACAUGCCUUCUGGACGUGCUGUUUAAUGUGGGGGCAGUGACCGAGGAGGACCUCAGUCUUAUUAGAGGUUCGGCUGUUCGAGGUGAGAGAGAAUGUAUGAGAAUUCUGCUGGAUGUGCUAAAUGGGAGAGGAGAAGAAUCAUGCAGGGCUUUCCUCUACAUACUACCAAGUGUUCAAGAUAAGACCACCAAACUAGGACAGGCCAACAGGCAAGAGCAUCUCAAAAAACACAAGGACAUCUUGGCUAGACAGCAUGGCCUGGUGGACUAUCUCAGCAUCAGAAGACAGACUUUAGGACAGGAUGAGAGCGGGUGCUGGACUGAUAUCACUUUUUCAAGACAAGCUGGUUAUGCAUCGUCUUCUCAAUGCCGACAUGAGUCAGCAGGAGUUGGGGAUGCUUUCAGGACACGAGCGGAUGAGAUCUGCAUUUUCAAGGACGUGUAUGAGAAUCUGCUGUGCAACCCAGUGAGCGGUGUGAAUAUGCUGUCAGGAGUCGCAGGAAGUGGGAAAACCACGGUUGUGAGACGCCUGGUGCGAGAGUGGGCUGCAGAAACCAACUCGUCCAAGAUUGUCCUAUCUCUGUCCUUUCGUGAGUUGAACCUCAUAACUCAACAGCAAAGCUUGCAGGACCUGCUCUUGGAUCACUACAUCCACCUGAAACCUUUCCUGCCCGAGUUACUGAACUCAAACCCAACACAGUUUUUACUCAUCUUAGAUGGUCUGGAUGAGUUCUGCUACCCUCUUAAUUUCGAACACACUCCCAAGUGUUCAGAUCCUGAGCGGGUGCAGCCAAUACAAUCCAUUGUGGUGAACUUAAUCAAGGGAAAUCUGCUUCCAGGAGUGUCCAUUUUCCUUACUUCGCGACCUCAUGCGGUCUCCAAAGUUCCUCCAGUUCUGGUCAGCCAGUUUUACAGUCUGCUCGGUUUCUCUGUAGCUCAACAGAAGCAGUACUUUGAGCAGAACUGCAGCUCUCUUGAGGCUGCUGAGGCAGUGUGGGCUUCAGUGUCAUCUCAUAAACCCCUUCUACUCAUGUGCCACAUUCCCGCAUUCUGUUGGAUCGUGUCCACUGCCUUGCAUGAUGGAGGCUCCUUCCUUUGUCCUGAUACUGUAAGUGCCAAUUCAGGAGAAAAAGGAGGCCUUGAGGAAGCCAACCAACCAAACUCUUUAUUAGGACCUUCUGAGGAGAACUCCAAACCAGUCACGAUCUCGGAAAUCUACUGCUGCUUUGUUAAAUCCAUCUUGCUAUUCCACGUGCAAGGGCGUAGCGAGGGCUCCCAUCACACCAGGCUUCAGCACGCCCCUCACGUCCUUGGCGAAAUACAGCCUAUACUCAAAAGCCUGGGAGCUAUGGCCUUCAAAGGCCUCCUGGAGAGACGGUUCAUCUUUGAAAGCUCUGAUUUGAACUCUUUUAAUCUGGAUAGCACCAAACUCUCACAGGUGUUCCUCUCGGAGAUACUUAAAGAGGAUCGAACGUCCCUUACCUUUGAAAAGGGCUUUCAUUUUAUCCACACCAGCGUGCAGGAGUUUCUGGCUGCCCUGUACUAUGUUCUCCAGUCACUCUCAAGAUCAGAUCCAUUUUCAGGCCUCAAACCAAGCACAGGCCGCUAUAUCCAGUAUGCAUUUAAGCAAAUGGCAUCAGCCGUUAACAAAUUCAGCAGACCACAGUGUCUCUUCCGCAGACGUAUUAAGAAGGCCCUUCGCUGUGGUGAACGACAUCAGUCUGGACACAUGGAUCUUUUCUCCAGGUUUGUAUGCGGCCUGCUGGUUCCCAGAACACGUCUCAUCCUAAAUGGAUUUUUCCCUGAUGGGCCCAAGAUGCAUCUGCUCCGUUGCCCACCCUCUCCAGACCCAACUCCACCUUUCCUUCUCCAUCUGCUACACUCUCAACUCCAGAGCUCCACCCUCAGCCCGGAGAGGCAGGUCAAUGUUUGUCACUGUCUAUAUGAGGCCCAAGACCCUGGUUUGUCACAGCGGCUACAGAAUUGGAUGAAAAUUCUUUCACAGCAGGCCUUAGUUCAGUCCGGUUCAGUAAACAGGGAAUGGAGCGAGCUGGCUUUCCUGUUACAUCUCAGUCCAGACCUGCAGGCUUUAAAUUUAGAUGCUCAAGGACUCGAUGCUGAAGGACUACGCCGGCUCCUACCAGUCCUUCCUCUCUUCUCAACGCUCAGCCUGGGCCAGAAUCCUCUUGGCUCAGAGGGAGCAUCUGUGUUAUCCCUUGUUCUGAGAAACCCAGAUUGUCGCAUUCAGAGGCUGUGGGUGGUUGCGACAGAACUUGGCUGUGAAGGCCUGAAGAUCCUUGUAGAAGCGCUGAAAGAAAAUCAUACUGUGACUGAUCUCAGAAUGGCCAUCAAUAAAAUUGGAGAUGUUGGAGCUGGUUACCUUGCAGAAUUGUUGAGGACGAAUCGCACAUUGACGGAUAUCAGACUUCGUGACAACCUAGUGACAGACAAAGGAGCAGAAGUCCUCAUGGCUGCCCUGAAAGAGAACACUACAUUAGAGUAUCUGUGGUUGUUUGACAACAAGUUUACCAAACAUGGCGUCAAGAAACUCAAAGAAUUUGCAAAGACCAAACCAAACCUUGACAUUAAAGCUUGCAUCUGACCCACAACCAGCAAACCAUUGGAGUAGCAACUGGUUCAUGACAAAACAUUUUCAUUCACACAUUUUAUUCAUACUUUAUUUUACAUAUUGGUACAUCACUUUUUGAUAUAUUACUUUUAAUACAUAUUAGAUUGUUAAAUGAAUAGUUCACCCAAAAAUGAAAAAUUGCUGAAAAUGUACUACUAAAUUUAGCAUUACAUCAUUUGCUCACCAACAGAUCCUAUGCAGUGAAUGGGUGCCAUCAGAAUGAGAGCCCAGCUGAUAAAAACAUCACAAUAAUCCACAAGCAAACCAAACAAUUCCAAUCCAUUAUUCCAAUUAACAUCUUCUGAAGCAAAAAGCAGCAUGCUUGUAAGAAACAAACCCAUCAUUCUGGCGUUUUCUCACUAUAAACAAUUAUUCCUUUAACUGCUCAGCCUACUACUACCCUCAGCUGGACGUUUAAGGAGCUGUUAUUUCUAUGCCAUAUUUGUACAUUAAUAAGCAGCAAUAUUUUCAGAACUAUUUAAGGAUUUAUUAACACUUUUUUUUUAUUUUUCAAAAAACACUGAAUUGCAUUUAUUUAUUUAUUUUGUACAUUAACUUUUUUAUUAUCAAAUCUUUUACAGAUUUUAACUAACACCCACAAAAUCAGAUUUAAUUAUAAGUGUAUGAUAGAUUUUGAGGGACCUAAAAUGCCUUCUCAACACACACAUCUGUUCUUCUCGUACUUCUUUAUAAAUUGUCUUCUUUCUCUUUUCUGCUAUAGUGUCUCAGACCAGUUUGACAAUGAUUAUGCCACAGUCACUGGUUUAUUGCCCAUUUUUGUGGGUGCUUUUACAUGCAGAGCUCAAGGCUUCUCUUAGAUGCUUCAUAAAAAGAAGUAAAAAUGUAAGUGUAAAAUACACAAUUCCAGAGUAUUCUUUGGUUAGUAAAUGCAUUUAUUUUAAAGAUACUAUGUGAAACCGUUACUAAACUCACAGUAUGUAUGUUAGAAGCACUUUUGAUCUUACAUACUGGUUGAGAUGAGAUCUCUAAAACCCAACUAGAUAGAUAGAUAGAAUGGGCUUGACUACUUUUUGUGAAAAACUUCUGAACAUGGUUUUCAUUCAUUACUGUGUUAUCCAUGUCAGAUCAUUUCUUUUUGAAACAUUGCAUGCCUGUCUUCUUUCUGAAAGUUGCAUAAUAUAGGUUCACGCAUUGUUAUAUUUGCUAACUGUCAUAACAUCUUGAAAUAUGAAUUGUUAUAACAAGUAUGAUUGCUUAGCAAUGCUUGCAAUGCAAAGCACAAGUGUUAUGCAAUCAUUAUAACAAGAUGUACAAGUAGAUGUUCAAUAAACAUUAUAUGGAUUCUCCAGAUUCCAGUU
Onychostoma macrolepis is the source of this 4460-nucleotide messenger RNA. RefSeq names its product NLR family CARD domain-containing protein 3. The coding region runs from base 439 to 3114 and encodes 891 amino acids. Gene Ontology annotation, molecular function: protein binding. Gene Ontology annotation, biological process: regulation of apoptotic process. The transcript has 8 exons. The record is from RefSeq and is a predicted model, not a curated record. Lineage: Eukaryota; Metazoa; Chordata; Actinopteri; Cypriniformes; Cyprinidae.